GCAAAGUGGUUCGACACGCGAGGCUUUAAUUUUGCUUAAAUUUGAAAUUACAGUGCAUCGACUGCGCUGAAUAAAAUCAAUGGAUUCUUAAAAUGUGAAAUGACAAAUAUCAGUACCUCCCUCCGUUGAUCUAUUUAGUGAGAAACAUAUUUGUGGUGUGUUUUAAGCUGUCAUCUACGAGUGCGGAGAUCAAGCCUUAGUCUACCUAUUUAUCAUACAAGGUCUGAGAAAAAUGUCUGAAAAUCAAGAGGAGCCAUGCACAUCAUCAAGUAAUCCAGCGAAUAAUGGAAAGGAAGAGAAAGAGCAAGGUGGGGAAAACCGUCCUCCAAACAAUUCUGAUAGUGACAGAGUGGUCGUAGGUGUAUUAACAAUGCCACUUAAAAAAAGUCAAUCAUCAUCUAAGACUGAGACUAUGGAGGCUGAUACUACAGGCAUCACCUUAGAGACCACCUCCAAUGAAAACUCUCAAAAUACUGAUGACCAAGAGCAGGCUGGUGAAAAUGAUGAAAGUGGUCAAAAUGAUGAGGCUUCUCAAAAUGCCGACAGUCCCCGAAAUGAUGAGGGUCCUAAAAAUGAUGCUGAAGAAACAUCAAAUGAUGAAAGUAGCACGUCCAGUGAAUCCAGCGACGAUGCUGACAAGAGUCGCGAGAGAGAAGCAUCACCCGAGCAUGAUGACAGUCAGCCAGAAGAUUUGGCCAUAGAAACUUCUGAAUCCGAUUUUCAUGCAUACUGGCGUCGUGCAGAUCAUAUCCAGUUGCCUCCACAACUACCACCAACUGUAGAUCCGGAAAUUAUUGACGUCGACGCCUACGCUGAAAGGGUUGAACGUGAAGCACGGCAGCGCCCAAUAGAACUCAGACGCGAACCGGACGUGAGCCCCCCUCCCAUGGUCAAUGAAGAGCGUCAGGAGCCCAUGAACCUGGUCCGCCCGUCUCAGGCACAGCCGCCGAGGGCUAUGGAGGGUCGAUCAAAUGGACAUGUACCCGUUGUGAAUAUGCCGAAAAGGCGCCGCUUCAAUUAUGAUGCACACUCCCGCUACGUCGAGGACAGGUUUCCCACAAAUCGGCGAGUGGCGCCGGAACCCGUACCUCUUAAUCUUCAUGGACCCCGCGGCUCGCGUCUACACAGCCCACAAGGACAUCCCAACGAAAUCUUUCACAGCCCGCCAAGACCAAUUGGCAAUCUUAGGAUGGGCGAAGGAGAGAGAUACCAAUCCCCCUUUCCUAUCGUACGUGGCAGAUCACAAUACCGUUUCCCUGGGCUGAUCGACAUAGUGAACGGGGCAAUGGGUCCCGGUCGAAUGUUUUCCUCGUUCCUGCAAUCGGGUUUCCCAGGAGGUCACGUGCCGGCUGCUUUCUUCGGUCCUCCACCACCACCGCCAGUCGCGAGACCCGGACCCGUGAAUGGACCCCGGGCUCAGGAUGCUCCCCGGCUCCGCAUUCGCCCGUCCGAAACGAUCACUUCAGCUUCUCAAAACCAAGAUCAACAACGUGCUAACUUUCAGGGUGCUUCAUUUACUACGUACAGGUCAAACUGAAUUUUCUAUUGAUAGUUUAAAGGUAGUAAUAUGUUACGACUGCUGAUGGCGAGUCACUUAGAAGAGCAUGCCUCAGCGAGCGAGCCAAGGAUCUCUAUGCUCAUUACGUAGAUAUAGAAUUUACCUACAUACAUGUCAUUAUAAUGCGUAAUUUACACUUAUUUGAUGUUCUUAUUGAAAUGUAUUGCCUAGUAUAAGCAUAUUAUAAUCGUAAAAUAACUUAAUACUCUUGUCACUCUCCUCUAGAGUUUGACACUUGUUUAAAAUAUGAAUGUUAAAUAAAACUAGCUUAACCUGCUUUUUCAAGUUAUCAGUCAUUUGAAAUAGGUGUUAGUAUAUAGGUAUUAGUAUAAGUAUAUUCACAAGUAGCUCAGUAGUAUAGCGAUUUAACUGACUAGCAGUUGUAGAAUGCAUUCAUAUUAACUUUGCUUUUUUUCUUUCUCAUAUUCAUCAUUUCUCGUGUCAAUAUUUUGAACGAUAAAAUUUGUGAGUGGUGUUUAAAGACGUACCGAUUGAUAGCCUUGUACUUACGUGCUAUGGCUAUAUGCUUGCUGCGUCUUUUAAUUACAGGUGUCUUUAAUUGUGUCCUAACAGUAUUGGUGGUACCUUUUUAAAAGGUUUUAGGAGUGAACAAAUGUACAGGGAAAUAAGAUGUGAAAUUGCGGGGUAAUAGUAUUAUUAUUCUGACUGAAACGUUUAUUUUUAGUCUUUUGAAACUAUUUUUGUCUAAGAAAAUUUAAAAUGAAAUUCUUAUUUUGUUUCUAAAACUAUUCAGAAGCGAUAAUUUAAAUUUAAAAAAAACAAUAGUUCGUUUUUAAAAGAUUCCAAAUUUUUUAUAAGCGUCUUAUUUUCGUAAAUUAAUUAAGAUCGUUUCAAAUUGGCUCAGAAAGAUAAAAGUGACAAAUUUGGGGAAAAGCCUUAAAAUGUUCUAUUCAUACCAAUUUGAAACUUUUCAAUUUACUUAUGUCAAACUAUUUUUAUCUCUAUUCAUGGUUAUCCGUUGAUAAAUAAAGGUUCUCUAUAUUUAAGAUAAUACUUUACACAUGUAGUGGCAUUUAUCCCUAUUUGGAAAGUACUAACUAGAUCGCGCUAACAAUUACUAAAGGGAAGAUUGCAUGUGUGGGUGGAUACACCGACAGGAUGACUACGUGGACUAGUGGAUCUUACAAAUUAGCACUAAUUAAUAUUUGCACCAAACGCCUCAAGGCGAAUCUUUUUCUAAUUUUAUUUUUAUUGCUUUUAUGAUUGGACGAGCUCACGGCCCACCUAGUGUUAAGUGGUUAAAGGAGCCCACUACGUAAAUG
Molecule: messenger RNA, 2841 nt
Organism: Bombyx mandarina (wild silkworm)
Lineage: Eukaryota; Metazoa; Arthropoda; Insecta; Lepidoptera; Bombycidae
Source: RefSeq, a predicted model, not a curated record